AUGAAGAAAAUUAUAGAAGCUGGAAAAUGGAGAUGCGAGAAAAUUGGUACAGAAUUUAACCUUUGGGAUUCGACAACUGAUUUCCAUUUAAAUUUAUGUUUCACAUCGAUGAUUUUACUUGAGGGAAAUCAAAUAUGGAGUCUUGCUUACGGACAUAGAUUUAUAUCCAUUGGCCUUGCGAAACGUGUUCAGGUCAGGAACGAAUGA
This is a messenger RNA of Clunio marinus, 207 nucleotides long. The record is from the annotation of a GenBank genome assembly. Lineage: Eukaryota; Metazoa; Arthropoda; Insecta; Diptera; Chironomidae.